AGAGCACCAUUCUAUCGCCUUACGUUGCUCUUCUUUGUUUUUUCUAUUUAUAGUUACUAUCACAAACCCCAACCACCACCGAGUUUGCAGCGAAGAUGACGACAAUGGCGCUGGUAGAUGAGACGCUGGCGCGUUUCGAGCGGAAGUCACCGCGCGACAGCUACAAGCAGGUCUGCGAGGAGCUCGGUGUCCAUAUGCAGCGGGACGUCUACGCCGCCCUACCCGUGAAGCAGAACGCGUGGCAUCACCUGCACAGCCUGGAGCUCGAGAAGAGUCUCCUCGGCACGAAGGGUUGCAUGGCCCUGCUGCCCAUCAUCACCGUCAGCACCUCGAUGCGGAAGCUGAACCUCCGCUCCUGCGGCGUGUCGGAUGAGUUUGUGGCUGAGCUGUGCCUCAUCCUGCAAAAUCACCCCUCGCUACGGUAUGUGGACAUCAGCGACAACGAGCUCGUCACGGUGUACAGCGCGCCGCACAUCAUCAGCGUCAUGCGCGGCAACCCAAACAUGGUGCUCUUCGACGUGUACAACACCCACGUCGGCGCAAAUGUGGCUGGUAUCAUUGAGAAACUCGGUGAGCACAACCUGGAGAGCGUCCUGCACUACUACGAGGACCGCUACUUCCGCAUGAAGAACUUGUUCAACUACAUGGACGCCGACGGUACGGGCUGGGUGCUGCUGAAGUCGCUUGUUCUCAACUGCCCCUACCCGGUGGUGCAGGAGCAGUUCAUUGAGCGCAUCGCCAAGCGGAAGCCCAUCAAGCGGUCCGACAACACCAUCCACAUCAACACCUUCAUGCAUCUCGUGUACAUGAACUACAAGACGGAGACCGAGAUUGGCCGCAUGGCACAAAAGACGUUGGACGAGCCGUACAUUUUUAUUGUGGCGAACUGGAAGCAGCUGCUGCGCGCCGUGAAGCGCCACAACGUCGGUGAGAAGGGCAAUCAGCACGUGGAGCUGCCGGCGGAUUUCCAUCGGUGGCGCCUGCGGGACUACAUGAUCUCGAACGAGGACGCCGAUGCGGUGAUCGAGGCGGCGGUGCAGCUGGUAGAACACUCCGCGACAGCAACAACGCCAGACAAAGCCGAUGAAGGUGAAAUCAUCUCCGGCAAGACGCACCUGUGCAUCCCGAUCCAGCGCCUGCUGCAGGCCGCAAAGGCGACCCUCGUCCCCCCGCCCAGCGCGGUGAAGCCCGCCUAUCACUUCUACCAGGACCACGAUGUCACCUACAUCCCGAUGAUUCUGCGUGACGGCUCGCGCACCUUCAGCGUGGGCGGCAUGUCUGCCCUGUUCGGUGCGAGCGCGUCGUCGGCGGACGGGGACAGCGCUGCGAGUGCCGCCGACAGCGUGGACCCGGCGGACCCGCCGCACACUUUCUCCCUGCCCGCCUCGCUUGUGAAGAUGAUCGUGGAGCUCUUCAAUAAGGAGUUCGCGCGGCUGCCGAAGAAGCGCGUCUCUGUGCUGCCGGAGACCCCACGCCGGCGACGCGAUCGUGCGAUGGAGAAGUCCGCGGUCCCUGUGCGUGCGUUUCUCAGCGCGGAGUUCGUGACGCCACUCGAGCGCGUGUGUCCGCGUCUGCUCGCCGACUACUACGCCCGGCACGCCAUCCUCAUUGAUGAGGGCACCAUUACCCUGCAGGAGAUGGUGAACGUGCUGGAUGAGAUGUACGUGCAGUGCCGCAUCGAUCGGGUCUUUUCUCUGGAAGAUGUGCAGGCCAUGCCAGACCCCAUGGACCACGGCCCCACCGCCCACUUUUUGGAGGCCCACCUGAAGGAGCGGGAGGACGGAGUGCCGAACGUCGAGCUGCUCGGCGGUGCGAGCGAGCUGUAA
Messenger RNA from Leptomonas pyrrhocoris, 1826 nucleotides. RefSeq lists its product as hypothetical. Bases 96 to 1826 code for a protein of 576 amino acids. The record is from RefSeq and is a predicted model, not a curated record. NCBI's taxonomy places the organism in Eukaryota, Euglenozoa, Kinetoplastea, Trypanosomatida, Trypanosomatidae. The transcript has a single exon.